Molecule: messenger RNA, 3588 nt
Organism: Penicillium salamii
Lineage: Eukaryota; Fungi; Ascomycota; Eurotiomycetes; Eurotiales; Aspergillaceae
Source: the annotation of a GenBank genome assembly
AUGAACAAGUCCAAAGAUGACAUUCUUCGUGCGUACGAGGAAGACCGUCAAGCUCGUGAAGUCUAUCGUUACUUCCAACCCGCGAAUCCAGCUGCUUUAAACACCCAGUGGCCUCUGCCCGAAGAACAUUUCUCGUCCGUGGAUUCCUUGAGGACUUCAUUUUCUGCUGCAGAAGACUCAGACUCCGAGACGACACAGAUUCAUUCACGCACUCAAAGCAGCCCUAAUACGACUUUGACCUCUUUUGCACAGCUUGCCGCUCUUCGGUUGAAUGCACAACGUGCCUUCAUUACUAUUCUGAAUCAUGACUUCCAGUUUGUAUUGGCUGAAGCAACCAAAACCACCAAUAUUGGUAACUCCAAGCUGUCGGCAGAAGGCGAUGGACUUUUCGUGGGAACUUCCACUUUAACCAAAUCAUGGAACAUCUGCCAGGAAACAAUAACGCCCAGUCCAGAUCAGCAAGAUGGUAACCAUCCAUUUUUUAUAAUCAACGACCUUGAAAAAGAGGAGCGCUUCAGGGAGCUGCCCUUCGUGACCGGAGAGCCACGGUCGCGCUUCUAUGCUGGAGUACCCCUCACCAGCGGCAGUGAUAUCAACUUGGGAUGUCUUUUUGUUCUGGAUUCCGAACCACGCGAUGGCCUCUCACUUUAUGAGAAGGAUGCAUUGUCCACGGUUGCAACGCUCAUCAUGGACUAUCUGCAGGUGAGCCGACAGGCGACCGAGGGACGGCGUGCUUUAAGAUUAUCGCAUGGGCUCCAUCUCUUCGUGGACGGCAAUUCGAGCUUCGCCGACAUGGCUCCCAAAUCAUCUUCGUCAUGUACUAGUUCUGACAGUUCGCGCUCGGGGUCACCACCCUACCAGCGGACAAGCCGUCCAGCGAGCCCUCGAGAUACUGACAGUGACAAAUGUGAUAACUGGCUGGAGGAGAAUAGUGCUUCCUUGAAACACGGCGAUUAUCGACCUCCCAGUGCGCUUUCGAAUGGCAGGUCGGAGAUGAGUGUGCCAGGAAGGCCGGCGUCAUCAUCGCACAGUCAACGACAGAGUGACCAUACAUCGACAGUCUCUUCGAGCAGCAAGCACUGGCUUUUUCAACGCGCCGCAAACCUCAUACGGCAGAGCCUGGAUCUAGACGGUGCCGGUGGUGUGAUGUUCAUGGGGACCAGUGAAGACUCGUCAGAGAACUUCACAGAUAACCCUCCAGGCUUCGAUGGGCUCAAGAGCCCAGCACCCAUUCUGGCACUUUCAACCAGGGACGACCCACUUUCAAGUAGAACGGUCUCCCCCGAGGCAAAUCCAGCCGUCGACCUGGACCACGGCUUUCUCAAUCAUUUGACGCGUCGUUAUCCCAAAGGAAGACUCUGGUCAUUCCACCAUGAUGGAACACUCUCCACUGCGGAUGAGGAUCUUUCAGUUGAUUUAUCUCGCAAACAAAGCAAGCGAUUUAAAGCCUCGGAGACUGCGAGCUUGAAUGCCUACUUCCCGGAUGCCUGUCAGGUUGUGUUUGUCCCAUUGUGGAAUGGUACCGACUCACAAUGGUUCGCGGGAUGUUUUUGCUGGACUCCUCAUCCGACACGAGUUUUCAGUCGAGCUGUCGAUCUCAGCUCGAUAUUUUCUUUCGCUUCAUCUAUCAUGACUGAAUAUAGUCGCGUGGAAUCUGUAAUCGCGGAUCGCCAAAAAGGAGACUUUAUCAGUAGCAUCUCCCACGAGCUGCGAAGCCCGUUGCAUGGUGUUCUGGCUGCCGCUGAGUUCUUGGAAAACACCGAUUUAGAUCUAUUUCAAAGCAAUGUUGUUGAGACUAUCAACGCUUGUGGUCGAACUCUUCUGGAUACAAUGAACCAAGUGCUGGAUUAUAGCAAGAUCAUGUCACUUGAAAGAUCGAAGAGGAGGUUCAAGAAGGGGAAAGAUCCAUGGAAACCAAAGAGCAACGACGAUGCACCAGGCCUUGACACGCUUGUUUCCACAGAUGUGGCUAUAUUGACUGAGGAUGUUGUGGACAGCGUGGCUCUGGGUCAUUUCCACAUGAAAAGGUCAUCCGCUCCAACCGACCAUCCUGCGGGUGUUCGACCCGAUGCAAACUCGCAUUCAACCAAGGAGGCUAAAGGUAUUGCCACAGACCCGGAAGUUGAGUUGGUGGUCGAUAUAGCCAGCAACGAUUGGAUGUACCAAGUCCAACCCGGGUCAUUGCGACGUCUCAUCAUGAAUCUUCUUGGAAACUCGCUCAAGUACACUGAGAAAGGCUCGAUUUGUGUGAGCCUCAAAUCUACCGAAAUGUCCAAAUCCCGAUCUCGGCGCCAGGGCCUUCAGGACAUGGUGACAUUGACCGUGUCAGACACAGGCAAGGGAAUCUCAAGAGAAUACCUUCAAAAGCGCCUCUACACCCCAUUCGCACAGGAGAAUUCACUCUCCGUUGGCACUGGGCUUGGCUUGUCCAUUGUCCGAGGAAUUGUGACUGCGCUCAAUGGAAAGAUUAGUAUCCGUAGCGUGGUUGGAGAGGGAACUACCGUGAAAGUCCUGCUUCCUUUCGAGCGCCCUGUCGGAGAACAAACCCCUCACUCAACACUUCAGGAUGAAAGUUUCGAGAAAGUCCAAGCGACACCAUCUUCCAAACUAGACAAGCCGAGCCUGAGGGGGAAGCGUGCGGCAAUCUGGGCAAUUGAUUAUGCUCAUUUGGAUGAGCAUCCUUUCUGGUCCACGAUCGCUCGCUACGCCUCGGAUUGGUAUGGCUUGCAGCUUGUUCCUUGUUCCGACAAGGAUAUAGACAUUGUUUUUGCAUCUGAAGACGACCUCCCUACAGAAAGAUCACAAAUUCCGCCCAUCAGCUUCUCAAGCCUGCUCAUAUUCUCGCAUCAUCCGAGUCAAAAUGACCCCCGUGUGCAAUGGUCACAUCUCGCCAGUUCUUUGGCGUUUAUAAAUGGACCCUGCGGACCCCAGAAACUUGCCAGAGGUAUCUUCUGUUGUCUAGAGUCGAGCCAGACCUCAUCAAAUCCCACGAAUAACCCUGCAGACUUCAUUUUGCCGCAUCGGCCCAAGCAUACAGAGCGAGUCCUCCAAGUGGAGCAAGACGCUGCCGAAUCCAAGCUUAACCCAGAUGUUCCCUCUGCGGUCAAAUCUGUGGAAGCUUCCGUCAGCAAAGACAUAUCAUCCUCUACAUCCCCCAGCCAUCAACCCGCAAUCGCCAUAACGAACACAGAACCAAGACGACCCCGAAUUUUGAUAGUGGACGACAACAAAAUCAAUCUCAGCCUACUGUCCACCUAUCUCCAAAAGCGAAAAAUUACACACCUGGACAAGGCAGAAGAUGGACAAACGGCCGUCAAUAUGGCCGAGGCAAUGCCAGGAGGCUAUGAUAUCAUUUUCAUGGACAUGUCAAUGCCCAUAAUGGAUGGCUUUGAAGCAACGCGUGCUAUUCGUGCUAUCGAAAAUGGACGUUCUGCGAGCAAGCAUGCCCAAAUCAUUGCCUUUACUGGUCUCACUGGUCCAAGUCAUCAGUCCAAGGCUAUGGAGGCUGGAGUGAGCGUGUUUUUAACGAAGCCUGUUUCAUUCAAGGCAGUAUCUCGAAUACUUAGUGAGUGGGACGACAGCAGAUGA